AUGUCGUCAUUCGAAUAUCUCUGCCCAGCUGUUGCUCCAUUCUUCUCAUACCUUGGUAUUGGUAUUGCUCUUGCAUUCACAGGCAUUGGCUCAGGCUACGGCACAGCUAAGUCUGCUAUCGGUGUUUUCGCUGCAUGCGCAAUUCACCCAGAGUUUAUCUACAAAGGCCUUCUUCCAGUCGUUAUGGCUGGUAUUGUCGGUAUCUACGGCUUAGUCGCAGCUGUUAUCAUCAACCCAAAGGUUGCAUCAGAGAAAUUCCAUCUUUUCGAUUCAUACGCUCACCUUGCCGCUGGUAUCUCCGUCGGUCUUUGCGGUCUUGCUUCUGGUAUGUGCAUUGGUGUUGCUGGUGAUGCUGCUUCUCGUGUUAUGGCCGAAAAGCCACAACUUCUUAUGGGUGCUAUGCUCGUUCUCAUUUUCGGAGAAGUUCUUGGUCUUUACGGUUUCAUUGUUGCUUGUAUCCUUUCUAACAAGUCCGACGGCCGUGCUUGCUAUCUCGAUAUUUCCCAAUUAAAUACUACCAAAUAA
Messenger RNA from Trichomonas vaginalis G3, 525 nucleotides. RefSeq names its product ATP hydrolysis coupled proton transport. Gene Ontology annotation, cellular component: proton-transporting V-type ATPase, V0 domain. Bases 1 to 525 code for a protein of 174 amino acids. Lineage: Eukaryota; Parabasalia; Trichomonadida; Trichomonadidae. The transcript has a single exon. The record is from RefSeq and is a predicted model, not a curated record. Gene Ontology annotation, molecular function: proton-transporting ATPase activity, rotational mechanism. Gene Ontology annotation, biological process: proton transmembrane transport.